AUGCCUGCCAUCACCCGCAUCGCUCUCGCGGCCGCUGCUUUCGCGGCCUCGGUCCAGGCUGUCGGGCUGCCACCCGCCCAGAACCCCCUUAGACACCCGCGGCCGCUCGUCGUCGACUCGCAGAAGCUGCAGGACCUCGUGCGCAUCGAGAACCUGUCCAAGCGCGCCGACGAGCUGUACCAGAUUGCCCGGCUCUCAGAGCCUGAUUUUAACCGCCCGACGCGCGUCAUUGGCAGCAAAGGCCACGAGGGCACCAUCAAGUACAUCAUCGACACGCUCCACUCGCUCGGAACGUACUACACCGUCUCGACGCAGACGUUCCCCGUCGUCACCAGCACCGUCUACGAGUCGCACCUCGUCGUCGGCGACGCCGUCUACGCCGACGCUACCCCGUUCAGCCGCACUCCGCCGACCAAGGGCAACGAGCCCGUCCACGGGCCGCUCGUACUCGCCGCCAGCACCGGCUGCGCGGCGGGCGACUACCCGGCGGCAGCCAAGGGCGGUAUUGUGCUCGUGCAGCGCGGCGAGUGCGCGUUCGGCACCAAGUCGGAGCUCGCGGGCGCGGCCGGCGCCAAGGCGGCCAUCAUCUACAACACCGACGACGAGGACGUGAGCGGCACCCUCGGCGACCCGACGCCGCACCAGGUGGCCACGUUUGGCAUCACGCACAGCCGCGGCGCGGCGCUCGCGCGCCGGCUCGUCGCCGGGGAGCGCAUCGAUGCGAUUGCGUACAUUGACGCCGCGGUAGAGACGGUUCAUACCAAGAAUGUCAUUGCGCAGACGACGGCCGGCGACGGCGACAACUGCGUCGUGCUCGGCGGCCACAGCGACAGCGUCGAGGCCGGGCCGGGCAUCAACGACGACGGCUCCGGCUCGCUGUCGCUGCUCGAGAUUGCGGUGCAGCUGACCAGGUUUAAGGUGCGCAACUGCGUGCGCUUCGCGUGGUGGUCGGCCGAGGAGGAGGGGCUGAUUGGCUCGACGUUUUACGCCAACUCGCUGUCGCCGGCCGAGAACCAAAAGGUGCGCGUGUUUGUGGACCUCGACAUGCUGGCCAGCCCCAACUACGCGUACCAGGUGUACAAUGCGACCAACGCGGCCAACCCCGCCGGCUCCGAGGAGCUGCGCGACCUCGUCGUCGACUGGUACACGAGCCACGGCCUGAACCACACGUUUAGCCAGUUUGACGGCCGCAGCGACUAUGUCGGCUUCAUCGACAAUGGCAUCCCCGCCGGCGGCUGGAGCACCGGCGCUGAGGGCGUCAAGACGCCGCACGAGGUGGCGCUGUUUGGCGGCGUCGCGGGCGAGUGGUACGAUAAGAAUUAUCACCAGAUUGGCGACGACGUGAGCAACUUGAAUCUGGAGGCCUGGGAGACCAACACAAAGCUUAUUGCGCACACUGUGGCUACGUAUGCCCGCUCCUUUGAUGGUUUCCCCAAGCGCAAGCAGGUUGCGACGACGUCGGCCGACAAGAGCGCGGCAUCCCACUUCAAGUACCGCGGACCGUUUGUCGCGGUUUAA
Cordyceps militaris CM01 is the source of this 1518-nucleotide messenger RNA. RefSeq names its product aminopeptidase Y precursor. Lineage: Eukaryota; Fungi; Ascomycota; Sordariomycetes; Hypocreales; Cordycipitaceae. Bases 1 to 1518 code for a protein of 505 amino acids. The transcript is spliced from 3 exons. The record is from RefSeq and is a predicted model, not a curated record. Gene Ontology annotation, biological process: proteolysis. Gene Ontology annotation, molecular function: metalloexopeptidase activity.